Molecule: messenger RNA, 801 nt
Organism: Cutaneotrichosporon cavernicola
Lineage: Eukaryota; Fungi; Basidiomycota; Tremellomycetes; Trichosporonales; Trichosporonaceae
Exons: 3
Coding region: 1-801 (266 amino acids)
Source: RefSeq, a predicted model, not a curated record
AUGAGCAAUCUACAGGCCCGCAAAAUCGGCACCUGGACGCAAUCCGGCUCGAUGAAGGACCUCGCGGCGUUUUACGCCUUAGUCAUCAAACACCGCUGGAAGAAGGGCGUUCGCUUCGAUGUUAACAGAGUCACACUGACAGCGGGGGUAAGGAAGGCGGCGUUCCAUGCCCCGUAUCCGUCACUUCUGCCUGGCCACGAAACAUACACGGAAGGCAAGGCUCUCGUGUUCGGUCUCGUCAAAAUCCGCCUGUUGUAUCUCGUCUGGCGCGACCGCGGCGUCCCCAUCCCUCUAGUUCCUGCGCCCCAAUCCCGAGAUCGUGAGUUUCGCCUGCAUCUGACGUACUCGAAACGACCACAGUCGCGGUCGCUCAAGCUCGCCAUCUUCGAGCGGUUGAAAGACGAGGGUCAGAAUCGGAUCUUUGAAGACUGGAGGCGCUUCGUUGAAUGGGUGUCCGACCCCGAGCUGUGCAUCAUCAUCGAGGGGGACAUCGAGAUCUGCCUGGUUCUCUUCAUCCACAAGGGCGACCUCAUCACCACCGACCCGAGCAGCCGGUACCCGAUGUGCCAGACUUGCAUCGAGGAGCGCGUCUCUGAGAAAGGAGGCACCUACGUCCGCCUACGCAGGGACCUGUCGCUUUCUCCGGCUCAGAUCAAGUGCGUUCUCGAGCACCUCGAGGCCCGAUAUGCUCGUGACGAGGUGGCCAAGCGCGAGCAUCUGCAUCGGAUCUCUGGCGGUCUCUCAUCGCGCCCUCGUUCGCUCUCGUCCGGCUCCCUCGAGCUGGUCGUCGGACUCGAAUAG